AUGUGGCUGUCUAUUUGGUUGAGUGGUAUUUUGGCAGUCACGGUUACACAAGGUCAAUUUCACGAGUCUGCGCCAUGCUUUUGUAAGAUUGGCGAAGCUGUGGAGUCAUGCCGUUGUGAUGAGCCAAAUAUCGACACAUUUAAUAAUGUCGAGAUUUACGACAAGCUUCAGAAGCUUCUCAAACGAGACUUCUUUCGAUUCUAUAGGGUAAACAUGGACAAACCUUGUCCUUUUUGGCCGGACGAUAGACAGUGUGGGUCCAGUCAAUGCGGUAUAGCAUUCUGUGACGAUGAAGUGCCGGCCGGUCUACGGCGUCCGGCUGUCGUGACAACGGUGCGUCUGCCUGGCUACGAAAUCACCGUGUCCGACACUAACCACACGGAUGAUUCAUUAUCGCAACGUCGUCGGAACCACACCACCCACAACAUCGUCAGCACCUCGAACCUUCAGGAUUGCCCGAGCGCUGGUGAACGAAGCAAUGAUUUCGAUCCUAUGGACAGAAGUCUAGAUGAGGGAUAUCGCGAGCAGCUUCGAGAGAUGGACAUUCAUGACGAUCAAGAGAACAAGUUCUGCGAAGUUGAUGAUGAGGACUCGUCCGAUAUGCAUUACGUAGAUUUGUCGAAGAACCCAGAGAGAUACACAGGCUACAAAGGGGAUUCAGCCAUACGUGUCUGGAAGAGCAUUUAUCAAGAAAAUUGCUUCAAGCCUGACAUGAAGUUCGACAAAAACUUCUUGAUGCAUCCCGACAAUUUUGGGCUCUGUUUGGAGAAACGAGUUUUCUACAGACUCAUAUCAGGCUUCCAUUCUGCAAUCACCAUCUCAAUAGCCGCGUACAACUACAAACCAGGUGAGUUCUAUACUGUGUCUCUCCAUGUUUGUGUAAUCUCUUUGCCUUCAUUUCCAGCCCCUGGUGGAUUGGGCGUAGGAACAUGGUUCCGUAACACGGAAAUGUUUGCCGGGCGAUUUGGAACGAAAUGGAGCUGGGAAGGACCUCAACGAUUGAAGAACGUAUAUUUCGUGUUCUUGCUGGAGUUGCGUGCCCUGCUAAAAGUUGGGCCAUAUUUGCAAAAGGAGUUGUUCUACACGGGGAAUGAGAAGGAAGACAUCGAAACACGUGUUGCUAUAGAUGAGCUGCUGGAUAUUAUCCGGCAAUUCCCUGACCAAUUCGAUGAACACGAGCUGUUUACGGGUGUAGAAGCGCAUGCUCGCGAGCUACGGGAGGAAUUCAGAUCUCAUUUCCUUAACAUUUCACGUAUUAUGGAUUGCGUUGGGUGUGACAAAUGCCGUCUAUGGGGGAAGGUCCAAAUUCAUGGCAUGGGCACAGCACUGAAAAUUCUUUUCUCGGAUCUACCACAUUCUCAUUACCGAAUAAAUUCUGAGGGCUCGGCAGUAGCCGCUCCGUUCCAGUUGACACGAAAUGAGGUGGUAUCGUUAUUCCAAAGUCUUGGACGGUAUUCCUCCAGCAUCAGAGAAAUUGAUGAGUUCCGGAAAGAAAUGUUAGUUGGUUACCGUGGCACAGAUGAGUUAUAG
Messenger RNA from Haemonchus placei, 1530 nucleotides. NCBI's taxonomy places the organism in Eukaryota, Metazoa, Nematoda, Chromadorea, Rhabditida, Trichostrongylidae. The record is from the annotation of a GenBank genome assembly.